ACAUCCACUCCCUCCAUCACUCAAAAAAUCUUUGCACUCUUCACUUCUAUGAAGCUCCCCAAACAAUGUCCUGUAUCUCAACUGUCCCCAAAACCCUAAACCAAACCCUAACCCUAACCCUAACUUCUCUCAAUGGCUAUCCCAAAUUCUUCACUUCAUAUAAUAUCAUCUUCUCCUUCAAAGUUUCCCUCUAUGACACCCUUCAAAUUCCCAUCAAAACCGUCGAAAAUUCGCUGUUCUCAAAAUCCUAAUCCACCAUCUCCACCGUCAACCCUAAACUUAAUCUCGAUUCUUCGAAUAAUACCCGAUUGGGCCGAUGAAAUCAAGGAGAGUAGAAUGAAACAAACCAAGUCACUUUACAAACAUGAGGAUUGGGUUGAACAUAGAAGCUCUUUGAGACAUAUUCGGCAUCUGUUGUCUAGUUUGAGCUCCAGGGUGAUUCUGUCGUUGGUUCCGCCAGUUAUUGCUUUUACGACGGUCGCUGUGGUGGUGGCGAGUUAUAACACGGCAGUGUUUUGGGAAUUGUUGCCGGAGUUUUUCCCGGUUUUGAGGGCGAGUUCUUUGCCUUACCAACUGACGGCGCCUGCGUUGGCGCUGUUGUUGGUUUUUAGAACGGAAGCUUCGUAUUCGAGGUUUGAAGAAGGUAGGAAGGCGUGGACUAAGAUUGUUUCUGGGACAUAUGAUUUUGCUAGGCAAGUGAUUGUUAGCGUGGAGACGGAUUCGGUUUUGAAAAUGGCGCUUUUGCGGUACAUCUUGGCGUUCCCGGUUGCUCUUAAGUGCCAUUUGGUUCAUGGAUCGGAUACAGGAAAAGAUCUAAAGAAUCUGCUCGAGGACGAUGACCUAGCAGUAGUUCUCCGUUCAAAUCACCGUCCACGCUGCAUUAUUCAAUUCAUCUCUCAAAGUCUUCAGAUGUUGAAUUUGGAGCCAUCAAAGCGAACGUCACUCGAAUCAAAAGUUACUUGUUUCCAUGAAGGUAUUGGUGUUUGUGAACAAAUUACGAGCAUACCCAUCCCUGUUUCUUACACUCGUUUGACUUCGAGAUUUCUUGUUCUGUGGCACCUUACACUUCCGAUAAUUCUCUGGGAUGAUUGCCACUGGAUUGUGGUCCCCGCGACCUUCAUCAGCGCUGCUUCUCUAUUCUGCAUCGAAGAGGUGGGUGUUUUAAUCGAAGAACCGUUUCCGAUGCUUGCGUUAGACGAGCUAUGCAAAUUGGUUUACGACAAUGUCCAAGAAGCAUUAACAAGUGAGAAAAAGAUUAAAGAUUUACUUGAUGCAAAAAUGGCAGAUCAUGCUUCUAGAAAACGGUCAUCAAACGGGCACCCGACUUCAGGAAGUGGUCAAGCUACUUGGCCUAACAUAAACUUCUGAUGAAUAAUAUUCAAGAAAUAACUUCUGUAGUUAUCUGUAUAUAUUUGUUUAUAGAAGAAACAUUUCAACAAGUUGGCAAAUAAAUACAUAUACUCUUUAAUCAAA
Molecule: messenger RNA, 1473 nt
Organism: Helianthus annuus (common sunflower)
Lineage: Eukaryota; Viridiplantae; Streptophyta; Magnoliopsida; Asterales; Asteraceae
Product: UPF0187 protein At3g61320, chloroplastic
Exons: 4
Coding region: 133-1368 (411 amino acids)
Biological process (GO): regulation of photosynthesis, light reaction
Molecular function (GO): voltage-gated chloride channel activity
Source: RefSeq, a predicted model, not a curated record